This is a messenger RNA of Mesoplodon densirostris (Blainville's beaked whale), 2254 nucleotides long. RefSeq names its product ADP ribosylation factor like GTPase 13B (gene ARL13B). Lineage: Eukaryota; Metazoa; Chordata; Mammalia; Artiodactyla; Ziphiidae. The coding region runs from base 309 to 1601 and encodes 430 amino acids. Gene Ontology annotation, cellular component: motile cilium; ciliary membrane; non-motile cilium. Gene Ontology annotation, biological process: non-motile cilium assembly; receptor localization to non-motile cilium. Gene Ontology annotation, molecular function: GTP binding; GTPase activity. The transcript is spliced from 10 exons. The record is from RefSeq and is a predicted model, not a curated record.
AACGUCAGCGCGUUGACGCGGGGGUUUUCUCUCGUCGGCCCCGCAAACCGUUCCCCAGUCUGUGAAACUGCGCCUUUGGCCUCGCUGUCCAUGGGCGAGGAGCGCAGUCCUCCGCUCGCUGGUCGGCGCGGUUAUUGGCCUUGGUUCUCGGACUGACCGCCCUCACCUCCCUCCCGGCCUCUCCUCCGGGCCCAUCCUCGUCAGGGGCGCCUCGCAGCGGCGGCGGCCCCCAAGACUCGGCCCAGUACAACUAGCGGCCCAUCUCCGCUCCGGGCUCGGAUGGGAGGUGGCGGGAGGAGCGGCUUGGAAUGUUCAGUCUGAUGGCCAACUGCUGCAGCUGGUUCAAGCGGUGGCGGGAGCCCGUCAGAAAGGUGACUCUUGUGAUGGUGGGACUUGAUAAUGCUGGUAAAACGGCAACAGCAAAGGGAAUCCAAGGAGAGUAUCCUGAAGAUGUAGCACCUACCGUUGGAUUUUCCAAAAUUGACCUUAGACAAGGAAAGUUUGAAGUCACCAUCUUUGACUUGGGAGGUGGAAAAAGAAUUCGGGGAAUCUGGAAGAAUUACUAUGCUGAAUCUUAUGGAGUAAUAUUUGUUGUGGAUUCGAGUGAUGAAGAGAGAAUGGAAGAGACAAAAGAGACAAUGUCAGAAGUGAUAAGACAUCCUAGGAUAUCGGGAAAGCCUAUAUUGGUGUUGGCAAAUAAACAAGAUAAGGAAGGGGCUUUAGGAGAAGCUGAUGUGAUUGAAUGCCUGUCUCUGGAGAAACUGGUCAAUGAGCACAAGUGCUUAUGUCAAAUAGAACCUUGUUCAGCAGUCUUGGGAUAUGGAAAGAAAAUUGACAAGUCCAUUAAAAAAGGCCUUUAUUGGCUGCUGCAUAUCAUUGCAAGAGACUUUGAUGCCUUACAUGAGCGCAUCCAAAAAGACACAACAGAACAACGUGCUCUUGAGGAACAAGAGAACCGAGAGCGGGCUGAAAGAGUACGAAAAUUACGAGAAGAAAGAGAACAAAGAGAGCGAGAGCAGGCUGAACUCGAUGGAACCAGUGGUCUGGCUGAGUUGGACCCAGAACCGACUAUUGUUAAUCCUUUCCAGCCGAUAGCAUCUGUAAUCAUUGAGAAUGAAAAAAAACUUGAGAGAGAGAAAAAGAGGCAAAAUGUGGAGGAAGACAGUGAUGGCUGUCCCCUGAAACAUAAAAUGGAGCAUGAGCAAAUAGAGACACAGAGCCAGAUCAGUGACAGUAGCCAAAAAACCAAUGAGUUCGGAAUAGUAGAAAAUUAUAAGGAGACAUUAACACAGCAGUUGGAAAAUGAAGAUGAGACAGACCAGCAGUCAUCAGAAUCAGAUAACAGUAAAAAGAAAACUAAGAAGCUAAGAAUGAAAAGGAGCCACCGUGUAGAACCUGUUAAUACAGAUGACUCUGUUCCUAAGAGUCCAACACCACCCCCACCUCCUCCUCCUGUUGGCUGGGGAACCCCCAAAGUCACUAGACUUCCAAAACUUGAGCCUCUUGGUGAAACACGUCAUAAUGACUUCUACGGGAAGCCACUGCCUCCCCUGGCUGUGCGACAGAGACCUAACAGUGAUUCUCACGACAUCAUAUCAUAACCAACUCAUGUGGACGUGCUCUGUUAAGGUCGGCAAGAUGAGCUGGAGGACCUUCUUUCUCAAAGGAGAAAAACCCUGAACAUCAAUGACUGGGGCAAGACAACCGUAGCAGUAUCAGUGAGCCAAAGACCUGACUGUUUUGAUAAUUACUUACCCAUGGUCUUCAUGGUUCAAAGAAAAAAAAGAAGCAAAAUGACCAGCAAAUGGGACAAGCAUUUGGACCAAGUUAGCAAAAAUUGGUGUUGACUCUGAUUUAUACAUCCCCACUCAUGGGCAUAUUCCUGAAGGAAAAGCUGUUCAGAAAAAGAGCCAAUGGACUCUGUACACUUUCUUUACUAUUUGUUUAAUAGUCUUUAUUUCUGUAUCUUAAACAUUUGUAAGAUAUAUGUGCAUGGAAAGGGAAUUCUUAGGAAUUUAUAACAUAAAUUUUUAACUUUUUAUAUUUUUCUAAAACUUUGGUUUAAGAAUUUUAAUUACUAAGAUAUUGACUGUGCACUUUUCUAUAGAUGCUUUGUUUAAACUGUGUCUGGAAAAUGGAGUUGAUUUACUUAACAGACAUGAACUAUACAAACAGGAUAUAUUUAUAUGGUUUGAGGUAUGUUUUAUAGUAGUACUGUUCUUGAAAUAUACAUCCUAAUUUUACCUUAUUUUAA